Messenger RNA from Medioppia subpectinata, 450 nucleotides. The record is from the annotation of a GenBank genome assembly. NCBI's taxonomy places the organism in Eukaryota, Metazoa, Arthropoda, Arachnida, Sarcoptiformes, Oppiidae.
UUUAGCGCCAUUUCGGAGGCCUCUCAGGAGGACCAGUGCUCCCGCGUGGUCUCGAGGAAUAAUACACUGCCCGGCGAUUCGUCGUCCGAUAGCAUCAGUCUAUUGCAUAACUCGCCGAUUAUGAAACAGGAGAGCGAAACCGAUGUAUUGCUCAACGAUAUACUUACUAUCCAGGAGUCGUCGUCCAGACCACUGACCGCCUGCAGCGGUGGUCAUCACCACCACUACGGGGGCGAUAGGGAUAGUCCGCAGCCGUCAUCGUCCGGAUAUAUGAGACAAGAUAAGCUGAUGUCGUCGACCACAUCGUCGACCAGUAGUGGCGCCUCCACUCCUAACCACUUCUAUCCGCCCUCAAUAACAGUGACCAACGCCUCUAUUGAGCACUACUGCGAGUACGACAGCGACUACCGGUCCGGCGGCGGACUCAGCCAUCGGUCGUACGGCGGCAGC